This is a messenger RNA of Ilex paraguariensis (yerba mate), 231 nucleotides long. Lineage: Eukaryota; Viridiplantae; Streptophyta; Magnoliopsida; Aquifoliales; Aquifoliaceae. The record is from the annotation of a GenBank genome assembly.
AUGGGAGAGGCUGUUGGAGGUGGGUUUUGGUUUUGGGGUGCUGUCAGCAUUGGGUAUGGGGUGGGGGACCACUGGAGUAGGGGAAAGGGAUUUGGGGGCAUCGUUGGAGCUGCGGGUGGGGGAUUGUCGGAGCAAGAGGUGGGUGUUGGGGGCACCGUCAAAGUAGGGGAAGCGGUUGGAGGCAUCACUGGAGCUGGGAAAGGGGUUGGAUUCAACGAGAAGAUGUUGGGG